GACAGCCUGUUUUGUUAUGGAUGAUCUCUGAUAAUCUGCAAAGGAACGUGUUUUCUUUAGCAUCGAAUUAAUUUUCCUCAACAACAUACUCUAGAUUCUCCCUCAGAAGAACCUUCCUUCCUUCGUCAGUUUUGAUUAGCAUCAGGAUUUUGGGAAAUGUAUGUUGUUUAAUGGUACUAUAUGGAACAUUACCAAUAGCAACUCUUAAAGUGUUUGAGACAACAGUGAAUUAUUGUACGCGUAUUUAACAAAUUUAAAUAACAAGUAAAAUUUAUGUUGAAUAUUAGAUUCACACAUCAGCAGUGAAAUCUGGUUGUAGUACUUCAAGAUAUAGUACUUAAUUUGUAACAGACUUAUUCAGUAAUUAUUUGUAAACAAUUCUGUGUUAAAGUUGUCAUUACAGAACAAGACAGGACAGGACAUAAGGCUAAAAUGAAUCCAAAACAUUCUUUAGAAUUUCCUUUGAAAAGUGAAACUGAAGGUGCAUUAUCACUACCUUCCAUAAAUCAAGAAAACAGCAACUUGGCUGCCUUGAGUGGAACCAGUGAUGGAGACAUUAUGUCUCUGGAUUCAUUGAUGGACAUCAAAAUAGAGCCAGAGGAAUUCCAUGAGUCUAAUGAGGAUGAUGAAUUUUCAUAUGAAAUUAAUUCAACAGUGAAUGAAAAACAUUUACAAACUUGCAAAAAGGAAGUAAAACAAGAAAGAAGGAUCCGUGACAAUGGAGAGAAGCCUUUCGUAUCCACUGACUGUGAGAAAGCACUUUACAAGAAAAUUAAUCUUACAAAUGAUAUCACAAAUCCUACCAGAGAGAAAUUCAUAUGCAAUGACUGUGGGAAAGCAUUUUCCUUGAAACAUAUUCUUAUAGUUCAUAUGAGAAUCCAUACCGGAGAGAAGCCAUUCAUAUGCAAGGAAUGUGGGAAAGCAUUUUCCCAGAAAUCAAGUCUUACACUUCAUAUGAGAUUGCAUACUGGAGAGAAGCCAUUUAUGUGUAAAGAAUGUGGGAAAUCAUUUUACCAGAAAUCAGAUCUUACACGUCAUAUGAGAAUCCAUACUGGAGAGAAACCAUUCCUGUGCAAGGAAUGUGGGAAAACAUUUUCUCAGAAAUCAAAACUCACACUUCAUAUGAGAAUCCAUACUGGAGAGAAGCCAUUUAUGUGUAAAGAAUGUGGGAAAGCAUUUCCAAGGAAAGGUGAUCUUACAAUUCAUAUGAGAAUACAUACUGGAGAGAAGCCAUAUAUAUGCAAGGAAUGUGGGAAAGCAUUUUCCCUGAAAGGAAAUCUUACAAAGCAUAUGAGGUUGCAUACUGGAGAGGAAAAAAAUCAAUAUCACUUGCAAAAUCUGCUCAAGAAAACAAGGAAAAUAAAGAAAAAAUACAGAAUAGGGGAUGAACCAGUGAGUGGAAAACUGGCAGAACACCAAGCCCAAGUAAAGGCCCUAGCAGCACAAAUGAGAAACAAACAACAGAAGAUGAAAGCAAAACAGAUAAAUAGGCAGUUUGCUGAAAAUCCAAAGAUUGUAUAUAGAAACAUGAAGAAAAUAACAGUGGAGAAGAACAGCCAGAAACAGCAAAUGCCCCAAAUAAACUUCACCACAGAAAAAGUAACAGAAGUAAAAGAAUAUAGUCAUUUCAAGACCCCAGGAAUAGACUGGCCACAAGUUGAGUUAGACAGGAUGGAUAUAAAAACCAAGAAGAUUCUCACCCUACAUAAAGUCACAUACAGACACAAGUGUAUGGACAGAAUAUACCUCCCUCGCAGAGAAGGUGGAUUAGGCCUGACUGAGAUCAACCAGGCCUACAGAGCAGCAAUAGUAAGUAUAGGGCAGUACUUGAAAAGCUCUGAGGACAAAAACAUCAAAAAGGUUGCCCAACACCAUAAUGGAGUCCUGAGCCAACUAACAUCAAUAACAAAACAGGCUAAGAACUUCACAGGAGAUCUGAUAGAAGGCACAGAGGGAGAACUAGUGUUUGCAUUUGUGCAGAUGAUUUUAAGACCAGGUUAUCUAAAUCUUGUUAUGAUCCAUAUACCAGAUAUAGUAAAUGUAGAGGUCAACAGUGCAAGAAAGAAAUCACUUGUGCUGAAUGAUGAUGGCAGUGAGAGUAUUGUUGACCCUACAACUCAUGCAAGAGUAGUAAAGAAAAAUCAGAAUGAUGUUACUGCUGUGCUCAAAGAAUCAAUCUUAAAUCAUGAAGAGAGAGUUAAACAGAGAGCACUUGAUAGGGAAAAAAUUGAGGUAAAAUUUGGAAAGGAAGCAAGAGAUCCCCUUUAUCAUUUAUUCAUGACCAUGUACACAACAACGACAAAAAUGGCACCAGCCUUACAGCACAAGAUAAAAUGGAAUGUCUUUUGUAUAGUUUCAGACGCUGAAGAAACCUUGCUUGGCAUGUCUCCUUAUCCCCAAAACCAUACCUCCCACUCAUCCUAUGGUCCUACUUGUCGUGCAUAUACACCUACUGAUGCAUCUACAACUGACAUAUCACAGUCUGUCCCUGUGCUUUCAGAACAGUAUCAGGACACAUCCCCUGAUUUUCCACCAAAUUAUUAUAUGAUAAUUGAACACAUUGUCAUUACAGAACAAGACAGGACAGGACAUAAGGCUAAAAUGAAUCCAAAACAUUCUUCAGAAUUUCCUUUGAAAAGUGAAACUGAAGGUGCAUUAUCACUACCUUCCAUAAAUCAAGAAAACAGCAACUUGGCUGCCUUUAGUGGAACCAGUGAUGGAGACUUUUUGUCUCUGGAUUCAUUGAUGGACAUCAAAAUAGAACCAGAGGAAUUCCAUGAGUCUAAUGAAGAUGAUGAAUUUUCAUAUGAAAUGAAUUCAACAGUGAAUAAAAAACAUCUACAAGCUUGCAAAAAGGAAGUAAAACAAGAAAGCAGGAUCCGUGACAAUGGAGAGAAGCCUUUCGUAUCCACUGACUGUGAGAAAGCACUUUACAAGAAAAUUAAUCUUACAAAUGAUAUCACAAAUCCUACCAGAGAGAAAUUCAUAUGCAAUGACUGUGGGAAAGCAUUUUCCUUGAAACGUAAUCUUAUAGCUCAUACGAGAAUCCAUACAGGAGAGAAGCCAUUCAUGUGCAAGGAAUGUGGGAAAGCAUUUUCCCAGAAAUCAAGUCUUACACUUCAUAUGAGAUUGCAUACUGGAGAGAAGCCAUAUAUAUGCAAGGAAUGUGGGAAAUCAUUUUACCAGAAACCGCAUCUUACAAGCCAUAUGAGAUUGCAUACUGGAGAGAAACCAUUCAGAUGCAAGGAAUGUGAUAAAGCAUUUUCCCUGAAAUCAAAUCUUACAGAUCAUAUGAGAUUGCAUACUGGAGAGAAGCCAUUCAUGUGCAAGGAAUGUGAUAAAGCAUUUUCACAUAAAUCAAGUCUUACACUUCAUAUGAUAAGAUUUCAUACUGGAGAGAAGCCAUUCACAUGCAACGAAUGUGGGAAAUCAUUUUCCAAGAAAUCAAAUCUUACACUUCAUAUGAGAUGCCAUACUGGAGAGAAGCCAUUCAUGUGCAAGGAAUGUGGGAAAGCAUUUUCCCAGAAACCGGAUCUUACACGUCAUAUGAGAAUCCAUACUGGAGAGAAGCCAUUUAUGUGUAAAGAAUGUGGGAAAGCAUUUUACCAGAAACCACAUCUUACAAGUCAUAUGAGAUUGCAUACUGGAGAGAAACCAUUCAGAUGCAAGGAAUGUGAUAAAGCAUUUUCCCUGAAAUCAAGUCUUACACUUCAUAUGAGAUUGCAUACUGGAGAGAAGCCAUAUAUAUGCAAGGAAUGUGGGAAAUCAUUUUACCAGAAACCACAUCUUACAAGCCAUAUGAGAUUGCAUACUGGAGAGAAACCAUUCAGAUGCAAGGAAUGUGAUAAAGCAUUUUCCCUGAAAUCAAAUCUUACAGAUCAUAUGAGAUUGCAUACUGGAGAGAAGCCAUUCAUGUGCAAGGAAUGUGAUAAAGCAUUUUCACAUAAAUCAAGUCUUACACUUCAUAUGAUAAGAUUUCAUACUGGAGAGAAGCCAUUCACAUGCAACGAAUGUGGGAAAUCAUUUUCCCAGAAAUCAAAUCUUACACUUCAUAUGAGAUGCCAUACUGGAGAGAAGCCAUUCAUGUGCAAGGAAUGUGGGAAAGCAUUUUCCCAGAAACCGGAUCUUACACGUCAUAUGAGAAUCCAUACUGGAGAGAAGCCAUUUAUGUGUAAAGAAUGUGGGAAAGCAUUUGCGAGGAAAUAUGAUCUUACAAUUCAUAUGAGAAUCCAUACUGGAGAGAAGCCAUAUAUAUGCAAGGAAUGUGGGAAAGCAUUUUCCCUGAAAGGAAAUCUUACACGUCAUAUGAGGUUGCAUACUGGAGAGGAAAAAGAAACAACAUGAUAAAAUAAACCAGUUAAGGCAGAGAUCUCUCAAAUGACCAACUAUAUGACAGAUCAAUAUCACUUACAAAAUCUGCUCAAGAAAACAAGGAAAAUAAAGAAAAAAUACAGAAUAGGGGAUGAACCAGUGAGUGGAAAACUGGCAGAACACCAAGCCCAAGUAAAGGCCCUAGCGGCACAAAUGAGAAACAAACAACAGAAGAUAAAAGCAAAACAGAUAAAUAGACAGUUUGGUGAAAAUCCAAAGAUUGUGUAUAGAAACAUGACAAAAAAACAGUGGAGGUACAAACACCACCGAGCAAGGAAGACCUAGAGAGAUUUUGGAAGCCACUGUUUGAAGACCCUAGACAACACCAAGAGAAUUCAUGGAUUGACACCAUUAGGCAGAAGAACAGCUUGAAACAGCAAAUGCCACCAAUAAGCUUCAUCAUAGAAAAAGUAACAGAGGUAAAAGAAUAUAGUCAUUUCAAGACCCCAGGAAUAGGCAAGAUCUCAAAUUUCUGGCUUAAAAAGAUCCUAGCACUACACCACACUUAAGUAAAAUGAGAAGAAUCACCAGAGUGGCUCACAACAGGAAGAACCAACCUUCUCCCUAAGAGCUCUGAGACUGAGCUCCCUAACAAAUAUAGGGCCAUCUGCUGUCUAUCAACAACUUACAAAUGAGUCACAGGAGUCAUUGCAGAAAUACAAGAAAAUGAGAGAAAAGACAGAGAAAGAAUACAUCAGCUGCUGAAAGAAGAUAUGUAAGUCAGAAUUAACAUCAAACAACAAGAUCACUGCCAUAAACCAGCUGGUAAUACCAUUGGUGACAUAUGGUUUUGGCAUUGUAGACUGACCACAAGGAGAGUUAGACAGGAUGGAUAUUAAAACCAGGAAGAUUCUCACCCUAUGUGGAUUAGGCCUGACUGAGAUCAACCAGGCCUACAGAGCAACAAUAGUAAGUAUAGGGCAGUACUUGAAAAGCUCUGAGGACGAAAACAUCAAAAAGGUUGCCCAACACCAUAAUGGAGCCCUGAGCCAACUAACAUCAAUAACAAAACAGGCUAAAACUUUGCAGGAGAUCUGAUAGAAGACAGAGGGUACUGAACAGAUUCCAGCAAAAACGAUAGCCAGGAAGACCAAGCAGAAAUACAGUCACAGAGAGGAGAGACUUCGAAUGGAAAGGUAGAAAGACAAUGGAAGAGCAGGAAGAUUUCAAGAACUGGAAAAAAGUUUCAUAGACAACAAAGAGUCACUCAGAUGUAUAAGAAAUGGAGAUCUAGGUUAUGAUGGAGAAAGACUGAUAAUAGGAGCACAAGAUCAAGGCUUCCUAACAAAGAGCUUCAAGAAAAUGCCAAGCAUAUUAGCAAAUUAUCCAUGUAGGUUUUUUCAAGAAGUGAUUGAGUGUUAGUCAUCUGAUAUCAGCCUGCAAGGCUGCUUGCAGAUGGUCACUGCACAGCCCACCACAACAAAAUGUGUAAAGUAUACAGAAUUGAAGUGAAAGGAAAAGUGUAGGAGCAUGAACCAGAUCCAGUCACCUCCAAUAAGGCUGUUGCCAUCUUUUAUGACAAGGAAAUUCCAACAGGAAGAUAUAUAUAGAAGGAGGUGCUAUGAGACCUGAUGUUGUGAUCUGGAACAAGGAAUAAACAGCAAAGAUUAUAGAUGUGACAGUACCCAGUGACUUUGGCCUCAAUAGAGCUGAAAGGCAUAAAAUAACAAAAUACCAAGACCUGAAGAAUGACCUGAAAAGCACAUGGGAACUGAAGGAAAUAGAAAAAAAUAUCUUUGGUGAUAGGAGCAACAGGAAUUAUAAAGAAAAAUCUGAGAAAAUAUCUUCAAGGUAUACGAAAUUACCCAGUAUAAAUGAGGUGUAAAUUGCUGCCCUCAAAGCAAUGGUAAACACCGAGAAACUAGCCCAACCAUAGACCCCAGGCUGGGGUCCAUUACACCCCUGAUAUAAAUUGAAAAUUAAGAAUAACUUAAGCGAAAGAGAAACCAUACAGUUGCUCUUUAUGCCAAAGAAGUUUUUCUCAAACAAGUCCUCUCAAAAGACAAGAGAAUUCACACUAGACAGAAACUGUUUACUUGAUCUCUGUCCAAGUAAUUUUUAUGACAUGAUUUUAUUUAACUUUACUCUUGUGUCUGUUUUGAAUAAAGGUGUCUCAAAAGGUGUGAGACAACUCAUGCUAGAAAGAAGUCAUAUCCUGUAUCUGCACUUACUUUCCAAGAAGUCUUUUUUUAUUAGGGUUUUUCAUUAGGUUAAUUUUAGAAUGAAUUUGUUAACUCAGUAGAAAGACGAUGUUGAAACAGUUUUUCUCUGGUAGACUCAUAACAUAUGUGAGCACUCAUGGAGGAUAGAUAUUAUUCUUUUACACUGCAUGUUGUACUUUUGUCUUCUAUUCUGCAAAUCACAGUCAUUGGUUCUGAAUGCCAGACUAUUUUUCAGGUGUCAAAAUGCACAAGCAAAGUCACUCAUAAGCGAGGAUGUCCAGUUGUACUGACAGAUUUGUUAAUGUUUUGCACCCCAAAGUAAGUUACACUUGAUGUGGAGAUAAUUAUUGUGAACUUGUCUGCAAAAUCUAUAAAAAAAGGCAACAGCAACUUAAGGGACGAUAAAACGAAAAACCAUAUUUAUAUUUUUAUGAUCUAAAUCAUGACCAUCAUCAUUGCUGUUACUCAAAGAAGAGAAGAAGAAUCUGGAAGAGGGUCUGAGUGAAAAUGCAGAUGAUGGCUCUUCAUUUGCAGUCUUUAUUAGAAGUCAAGGCAGAGCCAAAGUAUUUUGGCCAGAGUGAAUUUGAUGCAAAAUGGUUGUGUAACCUUUAUGCAAAGGUAAAAUAAAUGACUUUGUUUUUUCUUACAAUUGUGUCAAUGAUCGCUAGGUUAAGAAUUUUCCUUUGCCUUCUCCACUUUUCUUGUUCCUGUGUAUGCUUGAAUAUUUCCAUGAAAUGUUAUUCUUAGGGAAAUAGAAAGGAUUGAUAUCUUCAUUAAACUUCAAUGAAAUUUAGGAGCAGUUUUAUUUGAUUAUUUUUUAUUUAUGUUCUUGGUUUUAAUCUUCUACAAAGAAUGUGCUACAGCAUUUGCAGGUAAAUCCUAAUGCCUUGUAUUCGCUCACUAAAUACUACAUAGGACUGUGUAGUAUUUUGUUUUAGGUUAACCAGUCUGAUGUGU
Molecule: messenger RNA, 7490 nt
Organism: Macrobrachium nipponense
Lineage: Eukaryota; Metazoa; Arthropoda; Malacostraca; Decapoda; Palaemonidae
Exons: 8
Coding region: 433-4344 (1303 amino acids)
Source: RefSeq, a predicted model, not a curated record